GAAGGGCCUCCCUCAGCCGUCGCCAGGGCAACUGUGACAUCAUCGAGCACUAAAAGCUUUUAACCGGAUUCCUCUCCCGCUUUAGGCCCCAUUUUGAGUGCUCUUUCAGUCCGUCUGGGAGGGGGAAGUGCAAAGGCAGGCCUUCGCGUGUGCUUCAUGAGCUCACUGCACCGCACCAAAUUCUAAAAGCCUUUCAAAGCCCAACAAUCUAACCAGGCCAUUUUUUGGGGUGGGUGGGGGGUCGGGACGGGGUGAUUGUGGGGCGGACAUGGCAUCGGGAGAUGAGUUUGGAUAUCUCAUUCCGCCAUCCCAGGGCGAGAAGCACCGGCGGGCCCCCAACUGGACCGACGGAGAAAUGAAGGCCCUGCUCUACGUUUGGGAAGAGAACCACAACGAGCUGAAGACCAGCAAGAGGAAUGCCAAGGUUUACGAGAGGAUGUCGCAGCGCUUCUUCCAGCUGACAGGCGAGCAACGCUUCAAGGAGGAGAUCAAGAUGAAGAUCACAAACAUGUCCUUCCAAUACAGGCGACUGAAAUCCAACGCCAUGGAAAAUGGCGAGACGCCCGACUGGCCGUAUUAUAAGGCCAUCGAGAAGAUCCUAUCGAAACCUCUGGAGGUCGUGCAAGCCAACUGGUCAGAGUCCCUCGUCGGGUCGCAGGCCUCGAGCGCCGGGACCUCCUCCCAGGCCCCCGGCAACCCCUCGGCCCAGCCGGAGGAGACGGCGAUGGGCUACCUGCCCGAGUACACGGGCUCCUCGGACGAAAUGGAGAUCAAGCAGGAGCUGGACACUUGGACCUCUGACAGUGAGCAGACCCAAGGCUCCAGCUCCCAUCCAGUUUCAAGCAAGCAAAAGAGCACAAAAAGACAGCAUUCCCUGAAGCGGAAGAAGCUGCAGCUGAUGCAGGCCAUGCUGCGGCAACAGAAGCGCUCCAACCAAGCCAUCGAGGACACGUGCAGGGAGGUCCGGCGGGCCUUGCACCAGCAGAACCUGGUCCAGGUCCAGUGUAUGCAGCUGCAGGAGCGCAUGAUGAACCUUCUGGAGAAGAUGAUCCUGCCGUCCUCCACGAGUGGGAAGAACCAAAUCGGAAAUUCCAGCGUAGCUUCCUUGUAG
Messenger RNA from Syngnathoides biaculeatus (alligator pipefish), 1111 nucleotides. It is a transcript of the gene msantd1, whose product is annotated as Myb/SANT-like DNA-binding domain containing 1. Bases 269 to 1111 code for a protein of 280 amino acids. Gene Ontology annotation, biological process: positive regulation of DNA-templated transcription. Gene Ontology annotation, cellular component: nuclear body. Lineage: Eukaryota; Metazoa; Chordata; Actinopteri; Syngnathiformes; Syngnathidae. The transcript has 3 exons. The record is from RefSeq and is a predicted model, not a curated record.